Molecule: messenger RNA, 807 nt
Organism: Parnassius mnemosyne (clouded apollo)
Lineage: Eukaryota; Metazoa; Arthropoda; Insecta; Lepidoptera; Papilionidae
Source: the annotation of a GenBank genome assembly
AUGGCUGGUAAUUUUUGGCAAAGCUCACAUCACCAACAAUGGAUAUUAGAUAAACAGGACUUAAUCCGGGAUCGUCAACACGAUUUAAAUAUUUUGACAGAGGAGGAAUAUCAGAAAAUAUUUAAUUUCUUUGCGAGUAUAAUCCAAAUCCUUGGUGAACAACUGAAGCUACGACAACAAGUAAUUGCAACAGCAACAGUUUAUUUUAAAAGAUUCUAUGCGAGGAAUUCCUUGAAGUGCAUAGAUCCAUUGCUUUUAGCACCUACAUGUGUAUUUCUUGCAUCGAAGGUCGAAGAAUUUGGUGUUAUAUCUAAUUCUAGGUUAAUAACUACUUGCCAAACAGUUAUCAAAAAUAAAUUUAGUUAUGCUUAUGGACAACAAGAGUUUCCAUAUAGGACUAAUCAUAUUUUAGAAUGUGAAUUCUAUCUCUUAGAGAAUCUCGAUUGUUGCCUUAUUGUAUAUCAGCCUUAUAGACCACUUUUAUUGUUUGUACAAGAUAUAGGACAAGAUGAACAGUUAUUAACAUAUGCUUGGAGAAUUGUAAAUGACUCCUUGAGAACUGAUGUCAGUUUGCUUUACCCUCCAUAUCAGAUUGCAAUAGGUGCAUUACAUAUAGCAUGUGUAAUGCUUGGCAAAGAAAAUCUAAAACCUUGGUUUGCUGAACUGAAUGUUGACAUGGAUAAGAUUCAGGAAAUUGUGAGAUCCAUUAUAAAUCUAUAUGAGAUGUGGAAAAGUUAUGAUGAAAAGAAAGAAAUACAAGUAUUGUUGGGAAAAAUGCCAAAGCCUAAGCCAGCACCCCAAAGAUAA